Messenger RNA from Darwinula stevensoni, 1281 nucleotides. The record is from the annotation of a GenBank genome assembly. NCBI's taxonomy places the organism in Eukaryota, Metazoa, Arthropoda, Ostracoda, Podocopida, Darwinulidae.
AUGAGAUUCUUGCUCAGACAUCUCAGUCGCCCUUGUUUGGGGCUCCUGCGACGCCUGAGCACCGAAGCUGUGCCCAAGAAGCCUCACGUCAACGUUGGGACCAUCGGGCACGUGGACCAUGGAAAGACGACUCUGACGGCAGCCAUCACGAGAGUGCUGGAAAAGGCAGGACUCGCCGAGUUCCGCUCCUACGACAGCAUCGAUCGAGCGCCUGAGGAAAAGGCUCGAGGGAUCACGAUCAACGCCUCGCACAUCGGCUACAGCACUCAGAAGCGGGAAUACGCGCACGUCGACUGUCCCGGACAUGCUGACUUCAUCAAGAACAUGAUCUCUGGUGCAUCUCAGAUGGAUGGUGCCAUCGUGGUCGUGGCUGCCACCGAUGGCAUGAUGCCACAGACUCGGGAACAUCUCCUCCUGGCGAAACAAGUUGGAAUCCGAAAGGUGAUCGUGUACGUGAACAAAGCAGACCUGGUGGACGCAGAUACAUUAGAACUGGUCGAGAUAGAGAUGAGGGAGCUGUUGUCGGAGAUGGGAUUUGACGGCCUGGAGACUCCCUUCGUGUACGGUUCUGCUCUCCUUGCCCUCAAGGGAGACCAGAGCGACAUCGGAGAGCCGAGCAUCAACAGACUCCUCGAUGUCCUCGAUUCCUACGUCACCGAACCCGAGAGGGACAGGGAAGCUCCGUUCUUACUGCCGAUCGACAACGGAUUCACGGCAUCCGGCAGGGGAACCGUGCUGAUCGGGACGCUGCGCCGAGGCAUCAUUCGCCGCAAUGCCGACUGCCAUCUCCUCGGCUUCGACUUCAAGGCCAAGACAUCCGUCUCCGACAUACACGUGUUCAAGAAGUCCGUACCGCAGGCCACGGCCGGUCAGAACGUCGGCGUCUUGGUGAGGAACGUUCAGCUGGGAAACGUGGAACGGGGAAUGGUGUUGUGUGCGUUGAACUCCUUGACGCUGGGGAACCGCUUCCGUGCCCAGAUGUACGUGUUGAGUCGUGCCGAAGGAGGGCGCAGUGCCCCCAUUCUCUCGAAAUACAUCCAGCAGCUCUUCAGCGAAACGUGGAACAUCGCGUGCCGGGUGGAUCUCCUGCCGGGCGCCGAAAUGAUCAUGCCGGGGGAGCACGCUUCGGUGGACGUGGUGCUCCUGAGGAAGAUGGUGCUGAUCCCGGGUCAGUCCUUCACCGUGCGGGAGAACCAACUCACUGUCGCUACUGGGAUCAUCACGGAACUCUUGCCCAGUGUCGAAGUGCCGAAGUUGAACCUCAUGAAAGUUCCAGUUUGA